UCAUGGAUAAUUUUUUUAUUGAAGGCAAAAAUGAUGAUACUUACUCAUUAAGAAAGCUAUUGAAAUAUUAUGCAUAUCUAUUUGUCACUUCCAUGUUUGUGAGUUUCUUGGGAUCCAUCAUUUAUAUAGUACUACUUAUAGAAUUAUACACAACAUGCAAUGCUUAAACAGGAUAACAAGUGGCAAUCACUUAAUUAAUUUCUUAUAUUUUGAAUGGAGUGUUUUCAUAUGCAUGUUUACAUUUGGUCUCACAAUCCAAGACCAUAUGUUAUGUUAAUUUUUCUGUCAUUUUGACAUUAAUCUCAAAAGUAAUAGCUUUAGUAUUUGCUGCAAUUCUGAAGAAUAGAAAUUGGGGUGAAUGUUACAUAACUCAAGCAUAAGGAGUGAUGCUUAUAACCAAUAUCAGUAUUGAAUUUUGCAUAUUACUUGUCCUAUAUUACUUCACUCGCAACUUGUAUUUCAGAUUAGAAGAAAAACAAUUGAGAGUCUCCUUGAAAUUGUUAUUUGAAUCAUGAG
Paramecium pentaurelia is the source of this 516-nucleotide messenger RNA. NCBI's taxonomy places the organism in Eukaryota, Ciliophora, Oligohymenophorea, Peniculida, Parameciidae. The record is from the annotation of a GenBank genome assembly.